This is a messenger RNA of Triplophysa dalaica, 2523 nucleotides long. RefSeq names its product solute carrier family 39 member 7 (gene slc39a7). The transcript has 8 exons. Gene Ontology annotation, molecular function: zinc ion transmembrane transporter activity. Gene Ontology annotation, biological process: intracellular zinc ion homeostasis; zinc ion transmembrane transport. The record is from RefSeq and is a predicted model, not a curated record. Gene Ontology annotation, cellular component: membrane. Bases 358 to 1650 code for a protein of 430 amino acids. Lineage: Eukaryota; Metazoa; Chordata; Actinopteri; Cypriniformes; Nemacheilidae.
CUUCCUGCUGACGUUUUUCGCUGAACACUCUAUCGGCGUCGUCUAGGCAACAACGGCCUCUCCCGUUACGCUGUAUGUCCCAUAGUUUUGCAUUGCACUAAAAUGCACAUUAUUUUCCAUAACAAAAACAGAUCAUACUUUAAGCGCAAAGUAUAAGUAGGCGAGUUGGGACGCAGCAUUUGUCUACGUGUACAAACCGCCAAAACGAUCAAGAAUAGGAAAUCUCGCGGGAUUUCUGUGGGUUGAGUGAAUGCCACGUCAGUUCGAGGGUGAGCAGGAUCUACGACCCGAGUGCGGUGCUAUAAUAAUCCAUCUCGUGAAUUGUUUUGUGAAAUAUAACGCGAUCAUAGCGGUGGAAUGCGGUCCUUUAACAGUCUUGGCUUUCUGAGUCUGAUCAUUCAUGUGAUCUUGGUGGCCCAGCUGGCAUAUGUUCAUGCCCAUCAGCAUCAUGGACACACACAUGACCACCAUCAGCAUGGACACACACAUGACCACCACCAGCAUGGACACACACAUGGGGAUGGUGGUUGCCAUGGUCACUCUCAUGGUGGGGUGAAGAUGCACCAAGGGGCAAGCAAAUGGAGCUCUGAGGCUAAUGUGCCGUCUGCUGAAGAGGAGCAUCAUGGCCACGAUCACGGCCAAGAUCAUGCCCAUGACCACGCACACUCCCACGAUCAUGGCCAUGCCCACGAUCACGGAACGGAGCGAGUGAAAAGAGAAUUGGAGGAAGGAAAACGAAACCUGGUGGAACUCUGGAUGCAGGCGAUUGGAGCGACUCUGCUGAUCAGCGCUGCACCCUUCCUCAUCCUCUUCCUUAUCCCAGUGGAGUCAAACACAGACCAGCACCAGAAUCUGCUUAAAGUGCUCUUGAGUUUUGCAUCUGGAGGUUUGCUGGGUGAUGCCUUCCUUCAUCUCAUUCCUCACGCUCUGGAACCUCAUUCACACCAGGGCCAAUCACACGACUCUGAGGAGUCACAUGGUCACUCCCAUGGAGCGGCUCACGGUCACAUGAUGUCUGUGGGAUUGUGGGUAUUGGGUGGCAUUGUUGCGUUUCUCAUGGUCGAGAAAUUCGUUCGUCUUUUGAAGGGAGGACAUUCUCACUCUCAUGCUGCUAAUAAUGCAAAGGAUAGUGAUGGAGAAGAUGAGAAGACAGAAAAAAAGAAGACCGACUCUAAAAAGAAGAGCGAGAAGACCUCUGAUAUUAAAGUGUCUGGCUAUCUCAACCUUGCUGCUGAUUUUACACACAACUUUACGGACGGUCUUGCAAUCGGAGCGUCGUUCCUGGUCAGCCCGGCGGUUGGUGCCGUGACCACCAUCACCAUCCUUCUACACGAAGUGCCACACGAGAUUGGAGACUUUGCUAUCCUCGUCCAGUCGGGCUGCACCAAGAGGAAGGCCAUGUGUCUGCAGCUUCUCACGGCUAUUGGAGCAUUAGCCGGAACCGCCUGUUCCUUAUUGGCCGAAGGGAUAGGUGCCGCGGCCACCGCAUGGAUCCUCCCAUUCACGGCCGGAGGCUUCGUUUACAUCGCCACUGUCACCGUUCUGCCCGAGCUGCUGGUGGGACGCUCUAGUUUCUGUCAGUCCAUGUUAGAGAUCCUGGCCCUUCUGUUCGGAGUGGGAAUGAUGGUCCUCAUUGCAGAGUAUGAGUGAAGGAGCGAGACAGACCGGUGGCCUGUGAUCCUUGAAUCAUUAAAGAUAGUAAAGCAGAAGAACCUUUUCUAAGGAAUGUUCCAGAUGAGCACCGAGAUAAACAUCCGUGACUGAAAGAACAAGUGAAAAUUGACAUUGUACUCAAAGACCAAGACAAAUGGACCGCUUAGUCAUUUUAGAGGAACAAAGCAGAGUUCCCGGGACCAAUGGCUAGAAAAUUGGCUCCAGACGUUUCUGCUGGUGAUGUCAGAGAAUUCUGGUACUGUUUUCUCCAGCGAUCACCCUUUCAUUCCCAUGAUGCAUUGUUGCUAUUUUGUAUUUGUGUGUUCAUCAGCUGACUGUGAUUGAACGUAGGAAGUCAUUUGAGUGUUGACAGGGUGACUAUUGCUGGACACCACUGAUAUUUCAUUCCUUCUGCUGAAAAUGUGUGUUAUUUCUUGUCAGCUGUUGGGAAGCAAUACAUUUGACGGAGGAGUCGGUAUGUGCGUUCAGUUUGUCUCUGUUUGAUCUUUAUAACACGCACACACUUCACCUUCUACAUUCACAUUAUUAGUUAACUUGCUCUUAGUUUAGUCUCUAAAACAUAUUUCUUAAAAGAAAAACGAUGUUGCUGCAGUUUGAAGCCUUAUUCACAAUUUGUUUUGGUAAACGUUACCUGAAUGUCUGUAUAACAAUAAUUCCCUUUAAUGAAAAUGCUUUAUAACUCGGGUGCGAAACAUUCAAUUGUAUACUUUUCGUGAAGCAUUUGCUUUAGAAAUAAAUUUUGAGUAGAAACAACCUUCUGUCAAUCUGUCUACUAAAAGCCUAACCGUCUAAAGUCUUUUGUGUGUGAUUAACUGUUUUCUAUAUAAAAAUGAAUGAUUUUGGGAUUUA